CCUCUCUCUCUCUCACCCGUCGUCUCGUCACCAUAAAAGCCUCUCUCCCCUCUCUCUCUCUCUCUAGUUUUUUCACCGGCGACGAUGAAAACCUACGGCGAUUGUCACAGACGGUGAGGAAGAAGACUCUGGCGAUUUGGUUGCUCAUGGCGGGGGAGGAAGACGUUUCCAGAACGUUCCGGGCCCUGGUGGAGAACGCUGAUCGGAAGUUCGCCAGAGUUAGGGAUUUGCCGGCGUUCGGACGAGCACAGGGACACUACUUCCACAAGGUAUUCAAGGCCUAUAUGCGUCUGUGGAAGUUUCAGCAGGGGAAUCGGUCGAAGCUGGUCGAGUCUGGCCUUAACCGCUGGGAAAUCGGCGAGAUCGCGAGCCGUAUCGGUCAGCUCUACUUCGGACAGUACAUGAGGACUAGCGAGGCUCCGUUCCUGCUCGAGGCAUAUGUAUUCUAUGAGGCGAUUCUGAGGAGGAGAUACUUCGAGGAAGCUCACGGCAAAGAUCUCAGUGUCCGAUUCAAAGAGCUCCGGUUCUAUGCGAGAUUUUUGCUUGUUUCGCUGAUCGCUGAUAGGAAAGAAAUGGUUAAGCAUUUGUCUGAGAAGCUUAGGGUUCUGGUGGAUGAUAGCAAGUCGAAUUUCCGGGGCACCAAUUUCAAAGAAUGGAAGCUAGUUGUGCAAGAAAUCACUCGCUUCAUGAAAGCUGACACAGACUUAACUUAUGUAAGGCCUUUGCGAUAUUGCUCUACGCUUGAUUCCCAUCUGGCUUCUCAAACAUACCUAACACGGUUCCACGCAAAGAAAGUGUUGAGGUUUCGUGAUGCUGUCUUGACAAGCUAUCACCGCAACGAGGUCAAAUUUGCUGAAGUCACAUUGGACACCUAUAGAAUGCUGCAGUGUUUGGAAUGGGAACCCCGAGGAUCUUUCUAUGAAAAACAGUCUAUCGAACCAAAGCAGAAUGGCGUUGUAAUCGAUCAUUCUGCACCUUCUGGCCUAAUUGAUGUAAACUUGGACGCCGAUAUGGUUGAUCGAUCAUUACCUCCAAAUCCUAGGAAAGCAGUUCUUUACCGUCCCUCUGUAUCUCACUUGCUGGCGGUCAUGGCCACGGUUUGUGAUGAGCUUCCUCCGGAGAGUGUGAUGUUAAUAUAUAUAUCAGCAUCGGAGGGUCCUGUUCGCAGUAACGUUCCGGAGUCAGAGAGCUCUGCAGGUUCGAGUAAAUCUUCAAAAAGCAAAUUGCUUUCCCGAGCUUCCCAGGAACAGAAGAGUUCCAAGUUUGAAUCACAUUCACAUAGUAAUGGACAGAGAUUGCGUGGCGGCGAUUAUUAUGAUAGUCAUAUAUGGUUGGGUCCUAGAGGAGGCUCUGGUUCAAACAAUCUGUACCCUGGUGAUAUAGUUCCUUUUACACGGAAACCCCUUUUCUUGAUCAUUGAUAGUGACAAUAGCCAUGCAUUCAAGGUCUUGCAUGGGGCGGAAAAGGGUGAGCCAGCUGCUCUGCUUCUUUCUCCUCUGAAGCCAUCAUUCAAGAACCCAUCUGCUGCCGCUGAUACAACGCAAAAUGGAAGCCAGUUUACCUUCUUCUUAACGUCUCCUUUACAAGCAUUCUGCCAGAUGCUGGGCCUCGGGGACUCGGAUACCGACCCAAAUGUUUAUGAAGAAGCCGAAGACAUACUCUCCGUCGGGUUUUCAGAGUGGGAAGUGAUUCUCUCCACGUCCAAAAGCCUAGACCUAGUUUGGGCGCAAGUUCUAUCCGAUCCAUUCUUGAGACGGCUCAUCCUCAGAUUCAUCUUCUGCCGGUUUGUCCUGAAGGCCUUCUCCCGGUCAGAAGAUCUUGAAUCUAGCUCGCCCCUCUGCUUUCCCGACCUCCCGGGCUCCGUCUCGUCGGGGUCUGAACCCGUGAAAUCUGUUCUUCGCCGACUGGCCGACCACCUGGGAGUCACCGAAUGUUUCAGAUUCUGACAGGGCAUAGAAUAUGGUAAAAACGUUAGAGCCUAUCUCCACUGGUUUGUUAUACGAAGACAAGUGGUAUUUAGGUGGUGGGGGAUUUGAGUAAAGUGUGAUUUGGGGAUUCUCUAUGAUUCUUUUUUUUUUGUCAUUUUGUAAAAGAGAAAGCCAAUGUAGCUAUGAAAUUGAACCGUGUUUUAGAAGAACAAACAUAUAUAUAUAUAUAUAUAUUAUUAGUCUUUUUUUUUUGGGUUUUUAUUCCUUCUUAGUGUUGUACGGACUACGGAGGUAAACAUAAUAAUUUAAUGUGCAUUGCUUAAGGAGUAUUUUGCUUAUUA
Molecule: messenger RNA, 2269 nt
Organism: Tarenaya hassleriana
Lineage: Eukaryota; Viridiplantae; Streptophyta; Magnoliopsida; Brassicales; Cleomaceae
Product: protein SCAI
Exons: 10
Coding region: 147-1946 (599 amino acids)
Biological process (GO): DNA-templated transcription
Cellular component (GO): nucleus
Molecular function (GO): transcription corepressor activity
Source: RefSeq, a predicted model, not a curated record